AUGCGCCGGGAGGGAGGGGUAGAGGAGAUUAACCGGGCUAUUGAGGCCCUCAGCAAAAGACAUGACAAACAUAUGGCAGUGUAUGACCCGAUGGCCGGCGAAGAUAAUAAGCGCCGACUGACGGGCAAACAGUGGUACGAUAUGAACAAGUUUACGGCAGGUGUGGCCAAUCGGGCGGCGAGUGUUCGCAUACCAAAGCGCGUAUCGAUGGCGGGUAAGGGCUAUUUCGAGGACCGGCGACCGGCGGCUAAUUGCGAUCCCUAUGCCGUUACCGAAGCCCUCGUCCGUACCGUUUGUCUCAAUGAAUGA
Messenger RNA from Medioppia subpectinata, 309 nucleotides. The record is from the annotation of a GenBank genome assembly. NCBI's taxonomy places the organism in Eukaryota, Metazoa, Arthropoda, Arachnida, Sarcoptiformes, Oppiidae.